AUGGAGAGCUGUUGGACGGAGGAGACGACCGCGCGAAAUAGCAAGUUGGAAGAUGCGUUCCAAAUACCUAAGAUCCUCAAUAUGAAGAUAGAACCGCUGUUUUCCUUGCCGCCGGAGUUGAUGAACGCUAAGAGAUACAAGAGAGAAGGCGGGCUAAUUAAGCGAAAGGAAAAGGCGCAGAAACUCUACGAGAGUUCUUACACAGCGGAGCGGCUUCGCAAGGAGAGCUUCCGCAGAUUUAUGGUGGGUUUAAUAGUGAAACCGGAGCUGCCGGAGGUGAGCGUGGACCUAAGCGACGAUAAGGACGUCAACCGUUAUUAUUAUUACAUCUGCAACGGCGUUGAUACAAUUAACACGGCGAGUAUCGGCCAAGAUUGCAUCGACGCGAUACUCGCUUUGGUCCCCGGCACUUUGCGCGAACGAUUUCCCGAUUUCGCCGAUAAUUUGAUGUACGAGAUCAAGGAGGACUUCACGAGGAACAUCAAGAAAGCCGUCGUCGAGUUCGCGCUCGCGAAUCCUUUCGAGGACUAUCCCUCCGAGUUCGACGCGAUUGAGGUGGGCGAUCAGCAGCAAACCGUUCGGUCGGAUUUGCGAAAACACAUCGUGUACUGUCGCGAGAUCCUGCGCGCCGAUUUGCACCUGGUAAAUCCGUGCAUGCGAAUGACCCUGGAGCAUUGGGUGCGCGAUUACAGCGAAUUUCGCCUGAUCAAUAUGAAAGGUAUCGUCGUGCACAAGGGAAGCUGGGAUUUGGCGGACUUCAACAGCUUGAUCGUCCGUCAGAUCGCCGACAACCAGCGGAUUCUUAGCAAGUCCUGGUACCUCGGGAUCCAAGAGAUAUUUCUCGUGAACAAUAGGAAAAAUCUGGUGCCCAGCCCAUUGCGACGUAAGCAGUUCAGAAAGUUCUUCGAUUGCGCUGCCGGCCUGAUGGAGUCGCAGCUUUUAAACGCCUGCAAGUACUCCCUUCGGGAUUUCGUUAAUUACAUCGUGCACGGUAAGCCAACGGUCUGCAGCUUUAAGCUGAACGUCGUCGUCGAGUCCAAUGAGAUCGUCUUCGAGCCGUCCUUCGACAAAUUUAAGGAAUCGCUUUGCAACAUUCUCGAGAUGAUAUGCGACGCAGCGAGGAAUUUCGAGAGAUUGGAGACGCAGCUCUACCUCGACUGGGCGGGUCCGCAAGAAUUCCUUAAGCCGAAGAUCUCGCAGCCCAUCGUGGAGCGUUUCAAGACGCAGAUAAGAGAGCUGAUCGACUGCGAGAGAAUAAUCCCGGAGCAGAAGAUGACCGAGCUGAGGAAAUGCUACAUCUAUCUCUGCGACGGCGAGGAACUGGCCCGGGCGGAAGUCUUCCUGCUCGACGAGAACAGGAAGCUGAACGAGCACGGCGAGAAAAUUAAGCACUACCACGAGCUGGCCGGUCGGAUCGCGAUGGACGUCGAGAGGACGGUAUUCGUGGGUUUCUUCGAAAUUUCCCACACGUCCUUUGUCGACACCGUCACCGGCAACAUCGAGCACUUCAAAGGGCUCUUGCUUCGUCAUCUCGUCGACAAAUAUCAGACCAUCACGAAAGGCGUUGUGACGGAAUACGAGGCCAUAAUUGAGCAAAUCUUGACCCCGCCUCUCAAUACCGCGGCUCUGAUGGAACUCAUCGGGUUCGCGCAGACGAUCAGUGACGUCACGAUGAAGAGCCUGGAGCUCAAGCUGAUGGACACAAUCGUGCACAUCGUAUUUUUGUCGGACUAUUGGCUGCUCACCGAGAGUGAGAUCAGUAUUAACAGCAGGGCCUUCCAGUUGUACCACAGGAUGCCCCAGGUUUUCGAGGACAAUCGGAUCAUCAUCGAGACCAAGACGCUGGAAUUUCAAGAAGCGCUGAGAGUCAGAUACCAGAAGUUCGCGGAAGAGUUGGAUUCCUAUGAGAAACAGUUGGACGAGAUGCAAUAUUGGGGCGACAUCGACGAGAUAUAUCGUUACCAGCGCAAAGCGCAGCUCCUAGAGGAACAGUUGAUCGCGGCGAUGCAGAAAAUCGACAGGUUCAACGAGGAGGAGGUCUCCUUCGGCUGGGAAAUCACGCAGUAUCCUCUGCGGAAGCAAAUCGCGGACGGUCUGCAGCCGUUCAAGAAGCUCUUCGACAGCGCCUGCGAGUUCCUCACGAAGCAUGACAAAUGGAUAAAUAGCAUGAUCGGCACGUAUUAUCCCGAGGACAUCGACAACGACAUGGGCAACUUCUACAGGUCGAGUUUCGUGACUUGGAAAAGUUACAAUAAAUAUUACAAAAAAAUUGUAUAAAAGCAGGACAAGAUCUACAAGCUGGAGAAAGCGUUCCAUGAACCGGAUGUGCGAGAACUGGCGCUCACGGUUCGCGAGAAGAUCGAGGAUUUCCGGAAGUAUAUGCCGGUGAUAAUGACGCUGGGUAAUCCCGGCAUGAAGCUGCGGCAUUGGGAGCAAGUUUCGGCGAUCGUGGGUAUCCCCAUCAAGUUCGACCCCGACCUGACCUUAGGCAAGGUGCUGGCUAUGGAGCUGGAGGCGUACAUCAGCCAGUUCGAGGUCAUCUCCGAGGUCGCGACGAGGGAGAGCGCUCUGGAGAACGCUAUCGACAAGAUGCAGAAAGAAUGGGCCGAUUUGGCAUUCACGGUGAACCCGUACAAAGACACCGGCACCUUCGUCAUCGCCGGUGUCGACGACAUACAGCUCCUGCUCGACGAUCACAUUAUGAAAACAGUGACCAUCAAAAAUUCCCCGUACAUCAAACCCUUCGAGACCAGAAUAAUAAAAUGGGAGAAAACGCUGCACUUGCUGCAGGACAUCCUGGACCAAUGGCUGAAGGUCCAGGGUGUUUGGAUGUACCUCGAGCCGAUCUUUACCUCGCCGGACAUUCAGCAACAAAUGCCGGAGGAAGGGAGGAAGUUCUCUACGGUCGAUAAAAUAUGGCGGGACAUUAUGAAGAACGUCCAGAGCGACCCGCGCGUACUCGUCGUCGUCGAGAUCGACAAGAUGCUGGAGCGGCUCAAGAAGAGCUUCCUGCUGUUGGAGCAAAUUCAAUUGGGCCUGAACGAUUACUUGGAGAGAAAGAGACUCUACUUCCCCAGGUUCUUCUUCCUUUCCAACGACGAGCUGCUGGAAAUCCUGUCUGAGACGAAGGAUCCAACACGGGUGCAACCGCACUUGAAAAAGUGCUUCGAAGGCAUAGCGCGAUUGAGAUUCAACGAGGACCUCGAGGUGCUGUCAAUGCAGUCUUCAGAAGGCGAGGUGGUCGAUCUCACGGAGAUCAUAUCGACCUCCGCCGCUAGAGGACAAGUGGAGAAGUGGCUGGUCGAGCUCGAGUCUGAGAUGCGGAAGAGCGUGCGGUACGCCGUGCACCAGGCGAUACUGGCGUAUCACGAGGAGGAAAGGACUGUCUGGGUGUUGCAAUGGCCCGGCCAGACUGUCCUCUGCGUAGGUCAGACGUACUGGACGCAACAGGUCGAGGAAGCCAUGCCUAAGGGGGUGGAAGGCUUGAAGAGAUACUUGGAACAGUCCCAGCAGGAGCUGCAUGACAUUAUCCUGCUGAUACGAGGAACCCUCUCCAAGCAGAACCGCACCACUCUCGAGGCUUUGGUUACGCUGGAUGUACACAGCAAGGACGUCCUCGAGGCACUGCACAGGGACGGAGUGGUGAAGAAUACUGACUUCCAGUGGCUGUGCCAAAUGAGAUAUUAUUGGAUGGAGGACAACAUGCGGGCGUACAUGAUCAAUUCUUACCAACGCUACGGCUACGAGUACCUCGGCAACACGACUCGACUGGUGAUCACCCCGCUGACCGAUCGGUGUUACCGUACGCUCUUCGGCGCGCUCAGCCUUUACCUGGGUGGCGCGCCCGAAGGACCGGCCGGUACCGGUAAGACGGAGACGACGAAGGACCUCGCGAAGGCAGUAGCCAAACAGUGCGUCGUCUUCAAUUGCUCCGAGGGCCUCGACUACCUCGCGCUCGGCAAGUUCUUCAAAGGACUCGCCUCCUGCGGCGCCUGGUCCUGCUUUGACGAGUUCAACCGCAUUGACCUGGAGGUUCUGUCGGUCGUGGCGCAGCAGAUCCUCACGAUCCAGCGCGCCAUUAACGCCGGCCUUGAGAAGAUGGUCUUCGAAGGCACCGAGAUCUACUUAGACCCCACCUGCGCCACCUUCAUCACCAUGAACCCGGGAUACGCCGGCAGAUCGGAACUGCCGGACAAUCUCAAGGCCCUCUUCCGACCAGUCGCCAUGAUGGUGCCCGAUUACGCACUCAUCGCGGAGAACACCCUGUACUCGUACGGAUUCUACAACGGCCGACCGUUGGCCGUGAAGAUCGUCACAGCUUAUAAGCUCUGCUCGGAGCAACUCAGCAGUCAGCAUCACUAUGAUUACGGUAUGCGGGCGGUUAAGUCCGUCUUGAUCGCGGCUGGUAACCUGAAGCUGCGCUAUCCCGAAGAGUCCGAGGAUAUUCUCAUGCUGAGGAGUAUUCUGGACGUCAAUCUGCCGAAGUUCUUGAUCCACGACCUGCCGCUCUUCGAAGGUAUAGCCUCGGACCUCUUCCCCGGCGUAAUCCUGCCGACGCCGGAUUAUACGCACAUCAACGCGUGCACGCGGGAAGCCUGUGCCGAGGCGAACCUGCAGUGCACGGAUUUCUUCCUGGAGAAGAUCCAGCAGAUCUACGAGAUGAUGAUCGUGCGACACGGCUUUAUGCUCGUCGGCCUGCCGUUCGGCGGCAAGACCUCGGCGUACAAAAUGCUGGCGGAGUGUCUGAGACUGCUGGAGAGCAGGCAGCUGAUGGACGAGCAUCGCGUGGAGAUCACCGUGAUCAAUCCCAAGGCCGUCACCAUGGGCCAGUUGUACGGCCAGUUCGACCCCGCCUCGCACGAGUGGAGCGACGGCAUCCUCGCGGUGUCUUAUCGCGCCUUCGCGACCUCCACUAAUCUCAACAGGAAGUGGCUCAUCUUCGACGGGCCCGUGGACGCUAUUUGGAUCGAGAAUAUGAACACGGUGUUGGAUGACAAUAAGAAGCUUUGCCUCACCUCCGGAGAGAUCAUCCAGCUCGCGCCCACGACGAACCUGAUCUUCGAGCCUAUGGAUUUGGAGGUCGCAUCGCCGGCUACGGUGUCGCGAUGCGGCAUGAUUUACAUGGAGCCGGCGAGUCUCGGCUGGAUACCAAUUUUGACCUCGUGGCUGAAUACGUUGCCGGCUACUCUGAACGAGAAUAUCAAGAGUCACUUGAAGGAUAUGUAUCUGCGGUUUUGCCCGCCUCUGUUACAUCUAAUACGCCGUUGUGGCGCAAAGGAAAUUAUAACGAUGCCGGACGCCAAUCUGACGCGCUCGGUAAUGUACCUGUACGACUGCUUCCUGGACGACUAUUACGACGAGAAGUACGUGAGCGCGCUCUCGGAAUUAAAUAUGAGAGCUCAAGUAGAAGGUUGCUUCUUCUUCUCCUGUAUUUGGGCUAUGGGCGGCACGCUGAUGGCCAACUAUCGUGAGUGGUUCAACAUGCUGUUCAGAGCACUGCUGGACAAUCAAUUCCCGGAGGCAGUACGGACACGCUUCGACAUCCCGCCGGAAAUCGGAGACCCGAAGCAGCCGUACGUGGCUUCUUUGCCGCCCACCGGCUCGGUUUUCGACUAUAAAUUCAUCAAGAAGGGUAAGGGCGAAUGGAAGCCUUGGCUGGACGAUCUCAAGGACGCCCCGCCGAUCCCUAGAGACAUGCCGGUGAAUCAGAUCAUCGUCUCCACGGUGGAAACCGUUCGAUAUUUCCAUCUUUUCCACUACCUCGUCGGCCACCACAAGCCGGUCCUUUUGGUCGGACCGACCGGCACCGGGAAGUCCGUCUACAUUAUGGAGUAUUUGCUGAAGAGGGCCGACCCCGAAAUCUUCAAGCCGCUCUUCGUGAUAUUUUCCGCGCAGACCACGGCAAAUCAGACGCAGGAUAUUAUUAUGAGCAAGCUGGACCGACGAAAAAAGGCUUUAUUCGGUGCGCCGCCCGGCAAGCAUUGGGUGAUCUUCGUGGACGAUCUGUCCAUGCCGCAGAAGGAGGUGUACGGCGCGCAGCCCCCGAUCGAGCUCCUGCGACAAUGGCUGGAUCAUUACACCUGGUACGAUCGGAAGGAUAUAACGCCGUUCAAGCUAAUCGAUAUACAGUUGAUGUGCGCGAUGGGGCCACCCUCGAGCGGCCUGGACGUCACGCCGCGUUUCAAGCGGCACUUCUUCACCCUCGGCAUCUCCGAGUUCGAGGACGACGUGCUGGUUACGAUCUUCGGCAGGAUCACCGCCUGGCACUUCAUCACCCGCGACUUCCCGCAUUUCUACGGGCCGUGCGUAGACCAUGUGGUCUACGGCACUCUCGACAUCUACAAGGAGACCAGGAAGAACCUGCUGCCGACCCCUGCUAAAUCGCACUACUUGUUCAACCUGCGGGACUUCUCGCGGGUUAUUCAAGGCGUGUUGCUCUCCACUCCUCAGGGCAUCAUCAGCCCGGCCGGCAUAAGGCGUUUGUGGGUCCACGAGGUCCUUCGCGUUUACGGCGACCGGCUGAUCGAUGAGACCGACAACAAGUGGCUGGUGGGUCAGCUCCGAAGGACCAUGAAGGAACACAUGGACGACAACAUGGACGAAUUAUUCGCGGACCUGCUGGACGAGUCCAGCGCGCAAGUGACCGAAGUGCAUCUGCGAAACCUCAUCUUCUGCGACUUCCACGACCCGAUGGCGGAUCAGAAGGUGUACAUCGAGAUUUUCGACUGGGACUCGCUCGCUUUGUCGGUGGAGGAGUAUCUCGCGGAAUACAACUCGCUCUCGAAGACGCCCAUGGAUCUGGUGCUCUUCAGAUUCGCGAUAGAGCAUCUCUCGAAGAUCUGCCGAGUGAUGAUGCAGCCGCGAAGCCACGCUCUUCUGGUCGGCAUGGGAGGCUCAGGUCGGCAAUCUCUGACAAAACUGGCGAGUCACAUAUCCGACUACGAGCUCUUCCAGAUCCAAAUGACUCAGCAGUACGGCCUUCACGAGUGGAGUGACGACCUAAAGCUCAUCCUGCGGAGAAGCGCAGCUACCGAUCUGCACACUGUCUUUCUCUUUAUGGACACGCAGAUCAAGGAAGAGACUUUCUUGGAGGACAUCAGCAAUCUCCUAAACUCCGGCGAGGUGCCGAAUCUCUUCAUGGCCGACGAGAAGGGUGAGAUUUGCGAGCAAAUGCGAGUCAUCGAUCGGCAAAGAGACAGGUCGAUGCAGACAGACGGCAGCCCGGUGGCGCUCUUCAACUUCUUCGUGCAGACAGUGCGCGAGCACCUGCACGUGGUGCUGACGAUGUCGCCGAUCGGCGACAGCUUCCGCACGCGAAUCCGCAAGUUCCCCGCCCUGGUGAACUGCUGCACCAUCGAUUGGCUGCAGCCGUGGCCGGAGGACGCGCUGCUCGCCGUGGCGAGCAAGUUCCUCGGCGAGAUCGACAUGCCGACGGAGGAGCGUCAGGCCUGCAUCGAGAUGUGCCAAUACUUCCACAUGUCUACGCAGGAUCUCACCAGGGACUUCCGCAGGAUGCUGAAUCGUUACAAUUACGUCACGCCGACGUCGUACCUCGAGCUCAUCAACACCUUCAAGGACCUGCUGGGUCGAAAGCGAAAAGAGAUCCUGGACAGCAAAAAACGCUACGAGGGCGGACUCGAUAGGCUGGACAGCACGCACAAACAGGUCGAAAAGAUGCAGGAGAUCCUGGUGGCCUUGCAGCCGAAGCUGUUGAUAGCUGCGAAGGACGUGGAGCGUAUGUUCUUGGACGUGCAGCGGGAGAGCGAGGAAGCCAGCGCGAUGGAGCAGGUCGUCAAAAAGGACGAAGAGGCCGCUUUGGUCGUCGCCGCGGAAGCCAACAAAAUCCGCGCGGAGUGCGACGCGGAUCUGCAGCAAGUGAUGCCGAUACUGAACGCGGCGAACGAAGCACUGAACACCUUGACCCCGCAGGACAUUCAGAUCGUGAAGUCCAUGAAGCGCCCGCCGGCCGGUGUGCGAUUGGUCAUGGCAGCGAUCUGCAUAUUGAAAGACGCGAAGCCGGAGAAGAUUCAGACUGCGGAGGGCGUGGUGGAGGACUAUUGGAAGGCCUCGCUGCGCAUAUUGGGCGACAUGCGGUUCCUAGAGUCUUUGCUCACCUACGACAAGGACCAUAUCCCGGAGCGGAUCAUGACGAAGAUCCGCACGACGAUCCUGACGAACCCGAACUUCGACCCAGAACACAUCAGGACCGUGUCGACCGCCUGCGAAGGUCUCUGCCGUUGGGUGUUCGCGUUGUCGGAAUACGACAAGGUCGCCAAGGUGGUAGCGCCGAAGAAACAAGCACUGGCUCAAGCCGAGGCCGACUACGCCUCCGCGAUGGAGCAGUUGAAGCUGAAGAGGAUCCAGCUGCAGGAGGUGCGGGACAGAUUGGCCAAUCUCGAGACUCUGUUGGCCCAACGAAAGGCGGACUACAAGGCGAUGAACGAGGAGGUGAAGGAGUGCGAGGAGAAGCUGAGGAGAGCCAAGGAGCUGAUCGGCGGACUCGGCGGCGAGUACGCCAGAUGGUCGGAGAACGCCAAAUCGCUCGGCGAAAAGUAUUUCAAGCUGACAGGCGACAUCCUGAUCAGCUCGGGGGUAGUGGCUUACUUGGGCGUGUUCACGACGCAGUUUCGACAGCAGCAGCUGGAGAACUGGGUGGCAUUCUGCACCAGUCUGAACGUCGUCUGCACCUACGACUACCAGUUGACUCAGGUGCUGGGCGAGCCGGUGCUUAUCAGGUCCUGGAAUAUAUUCGGCCUGCCGACCGACCUCUUCUCCAUCGACAACGCCAUCAUCGUCAAGAAUUCGCGCCGAUGGCCGCUGAUGAUCGACCCGCAGGGCCAGGCGAACAAGUGGGUGAAGAACAUGGAGAAGGCGUCCAACUUGAACGUCAUCAAGCUGGACCAGCCGGAUUACGUGAGGGUCUUGGAGAACGCCGUGCAAUUCGGGCAACCGGUCCUGCUGGAGAACAUCGGCGAGGAGUUGGACGCAGCUCUGGAGCCGUUGCUCAUGAAGCAGACCUUCCGGUCCGGCGGCGCGCUCUACAUCAAGAUCGGCGACACCAUCAUCGAGUACUCCGACAAGUUCCGAUUUUACAUCACCACGAAACUGCGGAAUCCGCAUUACCUGCCGGAAGUGGUGGUGAAGGUGACGUUGCUGAACUUCAUGAUCACUCCGGUCGGUCUGGACGAUCAGCUUUUGGGUAUAGUCGUCGCAAAAGAGAGACCCGACCUCGAAACCGAGAAGAAUCAGCUGAUAAUUCAAGGAGCAGCUAAUAAAAAGAUGUUACAGGAGAUAGAGAGUGAGAUCUUGGAAGUAUUGUCGGGCGCCCAGGCGAAUAUACUCGAGGACGAGACAGCCAUUGCCGUGUUAAGCUCCUCAAAGACUCUGUCCGACGAGAUUCAAGCUAAGCAAACCGCCGCCGAGGUCACCGAGAAGUCUAUCGACGCGGCGAGAUUGGAGUACACGCCGAUCGCGGUCUACAGCACGGUCCUGUUCUUCACAAUCGCCAUGUUGGCGAACAUCGAUCCGAUGUACCAGUACUCGCUCGUCUGGUUCGUCAAUCUCUUCAAGAACACGAUCGAGAAUACGCCGCGUGCGGAGAGCAUAAGGCAACGUUUGGAGGACCUCACCAAGUACUUCACCUAUUCGCUGUACGUCAAUAUAUGCCGAUCGCUCUUCGAGAAGGACAAGCUGCUCUUUUCGAUCCUGCUGUCCGUGAACUUGCUGAACAAGCAGGGCGAGCUGUCGAUGGCCCAGUGGAUGUUUCUACUGACCGGCGGCGUCGGCCUCGAGAAUCCCUUCGCGAAUCCCACCGAUUGGCUGCCGUCGCGGUCCUGGGACGAGUUGUGCCGGUUGGACGACGUGCCGGGAUUUACGGGAAUAAAAGACAACUACACGAGAAACGUCGGCGAGUGGAAGAAGGUAUUCGAUCACAGGGAGCCUCAUACCCUCCUUUUUCCCGCGCCUUGGAACAAACUCGGCAACUUCGAAAGGAUGCUGGUGCUUCGUUGCAUUCGUCCCGACAAAAUCAUGCCGGCGGCGCAAUUAUUCGUCAAAGAGCAAUUAGGGCAUCAAUUCAUCGAGCCACCGCCCUUCGACCUGCCGGCCUCCUACGCGGACUCCAACUCCUGCGUGCCGCUCAUAUUCGUCCUGACGCCCGGCGCGGAUCCCAUGGCGAUCCUGCUGAAGUUCGCCGACGACCAAGGCUUCGGCGCCAGCAGGCUGUUCUCGUUGUCCCUGGGUCAGGGCCAAGGGAUCAUAGCCGUCGGUCUCAUUGACGAAGGCGUGAAAAACGGCACUUGGGUGGUGCUGCAGAACUGCCACGUCGCCAAGAGCUUCAUGCCCGCCCUGGAAAAGAUCUGCGAGAACUUCACGCCGGACACGGUGCAUCCGGACUUCCGGCUUUGGCUGACGAGCUACCCGUUCGAAUACUUCCCAGUCAGCGUUCUCCAGAACGGCGUGAAGAUGACGAACGAGCCGCCCAAAGGACUGCGCGCGAAUAUCCUGCGAUCUUUCCUGCAGGAUCCGAUAAGCGAUUCCGAGUUCUUCGACAAGUCGUCGCAGGAGAGGGCCUUCAAGAAUCUGCUCUUCUCCCUCUGCUUCUUUCACGCCAUCGUGCAGGAGCGCCGGAAAUUCGGGCCGAUCGGCUGGAACAAUCAGUACGAAUUCAACGAGACGGAUUUGCGUAUCAGCGCGCUGCAGCUGAGGAUCUUCCUCGACCAGUACGACGACGUUCAGUACACCGCGCUCAAGUAUCUGACGGGCGAGUGCAACUACGGCGGCCGGGUGACCGACGAAUGGGACCGACGGACGCUGAUCACGAUCUUGGAGCGGUUCUACCACGAGCAAGUCGUGGUCGACGAGAAAUAUCUCUUCGACCCAAGCGGCCUGUAUUACGUACCUCCGGUUAGCGAAUAUAGUCUAUUCCUGGACUACGUGAAGGAAUUGCCGAUGUCUACCGCGCCUAGUGUCUUCGGUAUGCACGAGAACGCGGACAUUAUCAAGGAUCAGCAGGAGUCCUACUUGAUGCUGUCCUCCAUUCUGCUCACACAGGACGCCGGCCAGGUCGACGACCCGGGCGUGAAGUCCCCGGAUGAGAUCGUCUACGGGGUCGCGUUUGAUAUCCUGUCGAAGUUGCCGCAGGAUUACGACCUGGUGGUCGCGUUGGAGAAGUAUCCCACGCGCUAUGAGCAAAGCAUGAACACCGUGCUGGUGCAGGAGAUGGGCAGGUUCAACAAACUCCUAAGUACGAUCAGGAGCAGCCUGGUGAACCUGCAGAAGGCGAUCCGAGGUCUGGUGGUCAUGAAUCCUAAUCUCGAGGAGGUUUACACGUCGAUCAUCACCGGCAAGAUACCGAAAAUGUGGAUGCACGCCUCUUACCCCUCCCUGAAGCCGCUCGGCAGCUACGUACAGGACUUCCUGAAGAGGCUGCAAUUCCUGCAGACCUGGUACGAGGAGGGGCCCCCCACGUCUUACUGGAUCUCCGGCUUCUACUUCACCCAGGCGUUCUUGACCGGCGCCCGGCAGAAUUACGCGCGGAAAUAUUCCAUUCCCAUCGACCUGCUGAUCUACGACUUCUUCCCUCUGAGAGACACCGUUCACGCGAGCCCGCCGGACGACGGCGUCUACGUCUACGGAUUAUUUUUCGACGGGGCUCGCUUUGAUAUGAACACGAUGAGGCUCGAUGAGUCCCUGCCGAAGAUCCUCUACGACACCGUGCCCCAUCUUUGGUUGAAACCGGUGACAAAGGAUCAGGUGCAGAAGGGGAAAACGUAUACGUGUCCUGUCUACAAGACCAGCGAGAGGAAAGGCGUCCUGUCUACCACCGGCCAUUCCACCAACUUUGUCAUCGCGAUCUGGCUGCCGACGGAGCACCCGUCGGAGCAUUGGAUCCUGCGAGGAACCGCCAUGCUCUGCCAAUUGUCGGAAUAA
Dinoponera quadriceps is the source of this 11931-nucleotide messenger RNA. It is a transcript of the gene Dhc36C, whose product is annotated as dynein heavy chain 7, axonemal. Gene Ontology annotation, molecular function: minus-end-directed microtubule motor activity; dynein light intermediate chain binding; ATP binding. Gene Ontology annotation, cellular component: dynein complex. The transcript is spliced from 38 exons. Gene Ontology annotation, biological process: microtubule-based movement. Lineage: Eukaryota; Metazoa; Arthropoda; Insecta; Hymenoptera; Formicidae. The record is from RefSeq and is a predicted model, not a curated record.